Molecule: messenger RNA, 1170 nt
Organism: Helianthus annuus (common sunflower)
Lineage: Eukaryota; Viridiplantae; Streptophyta; Magnoliopsida; Asterales; Asteraceae
Exons: 4
Coding region: 1-1170 (389 amino acids)
Molecular function (GO): zinc ion binding; nucleic acid binding
Source: RefSeq, a predicted model, not a curated record
AUGUCCCGAAUGGUUCCCUAUUUAGUUACCCCUGAACCUAAGCGCAUAGCACGCUUCAUUGGAGGCCUGGCCCCGGAAAUAAAAGGAAACGUUAGAGCUUCCAGUCCUACCACUUAUAGGUCCGUGGUGGAUUUGUCCGUAUCCCUCACUCUUGAUGCAAUAAGGAAUAAAUCUGUUAAGACUUCUGAUGAGGGAAAGAGGAAAAGGGAAGAUGAGAGCUCACGUCGCUUCGACAAGAAGAAGAAGGGUAACUCUGAGCAUAAGAAGAGUUCUAGGUUUAAGAAGGACUCCCAGCAGUCAGGUGAGAAGCCUAAGUGUAAAACCUGCAAGAAACACCAUUUUGGGAAAUGCAGACUUGACUCGCAGUCGCAGCCUAAAGCUUGUGGGAUCUGCAAGUCAAAGGAUCAUAAAACUCUGGAAUGCAAGAACAUGAAAAAUGCAACCUGUUAUGGUUGCAAUGAGAAGGGGCACAUAAGGACCAACUGCCCGAAAAACCCAAAGAAGCCUGAAGAUGCCAAGAAGACAAAUGCUCGAGUUUUCCAGAUGAAUGCUCAGGAGGCAGUGCAGAAUGAUAAUGUUAUAACAGAUAAGUCCUUUGUAGACAAUAAAUUUUGUAAACUAUUAAAUCUUCCUGUUAAAACUCUAGACAUAAAAUAUGAGGUAGAAUUGGAAGAUGGAUUCGAUAUAGUUAUAGGCAUGGAUUGGUUAUCUCUUAACCAAGCUCAAAUUGCAUGUGAUAAGAAGCAAGUUGUUAUUAAAACUCGUUAUGGUGAAUCACUUACAAUUCAAGGAGAUACACAGUAUGGAUUGCCUGACCAAGUAGCUAUGCUUAAGGCAUCUAAGUGUUUGAAGAAAGGUUGUGUCAUUUACAUGGCACAGGUGACCACAGAUGAGCCAAAGCCCAAGAUCGAAGAUAUCCCUGUUAUUUCUGAUUACUCAGACGUUUUUCCUAAAGAGCUACCUGGUUUACCUCCCGACAGACAAGUGGAAUUUAGGAUUGACAUUAUACCUGGGGUAGCACCAGUCGCCCGAGCUCCUUAUCGGUUGGCACCGACUGAAAUGAAAGAAUUAAGGGCCCAGUUGGAUGAUUUAUUGGAGAAGGGUUUUAUUCAACCUAGCUCGUCCCCUUGGGGUGAUUUGUAUAAGGUUAUCAUGGCUGCGUUUUUCUGA